AAGUCAUGUAGCGAACUGGAGUUAUUUUUAAAGUGGUGUGUUUGGUAGGAAGCGUCGUGCUGCAAGUGUUGGAUUAUCCUAUUUUAUUCGGUAGUUUCAGGUGAGCAUUUUCACAAUGACUAUUGACUCGAAAGUAAAACGAAGCCAGUCGAUGUGGAUGUUAGAUCGACAGAAAACGUGGUUUGCAACGUCAUCAGCGACGUCAUCACCCCUACAGUCACGUGCUUCAUCCGUUAUCGACAUAUCGAACGCAAGUUACCGAGAAAGUCCAAAGAGUAUAAUUCGGAGAUUCCGGAAACGUGAUCGUAAAGAUCGGAAAGUUACGAGCUGGUCGUCGCGUUUUACGUGUACGCCGUGUCUGUGCGGUGACGUUGAUGCGGUGGACGACAAGGGGCGGUCACUCUUGUUCUACGCGGCACGGUACGGUCAGGAGGACACGGCGCGACAGCUAGUGGAGGCGGGGUGCGGCGUAAAUCAAGCGGACAACAUGGGCAACACGCCCCUGCACGAGGCUGUGGACAAGGGCCAGCUAGAGAUCGUAGAGAUGUUUCUGAGAGAUGGCAAAGCUGACGUGAAUGUGACGGGCUGUAACGGCGAGACGCCACUCAUGCUCGCGGUCACUCAGGGUCAGACAGACGCUGUCAAGCUGCUCCACAAAUACGGAGCCGACAUAAACAUGCGUGACAUGACCGGGUCUUCCCCUAUCUACCGCGCACUGCAACGAGGCUGGGAGGAAAUUGCUGACUUCCUACUGGAUAACAAAUGUGACGUCAACACGACGACAGCCAAUGGAAUGACUUGUUUCUUUGCGGCUGCGCACUCAAACAAAAUCAACGUUGACCACUUCACAAAACGUUUAAUUAAGACUGAUUAUGAUUUCAAACAGGACAGCGAAUGGUUAGAAACUGAAGGGUGUCCAAUCACAAUUAAAGACCCUAAACUGCAUCGCAAAGUGCUUGUGAGGGCGGGUCAGGACGGUUCAAGAAAACGCCAUUCUUUUCUGAGUUCGGGAAAACGGAAAAUAAUGAAAACACUUCGGAGCAUUUCCACAUCAUGACUGAUUGUGGCAUUCGUUUUCGAUUCAAUAGGAAUUACGGACAUUAUGACAUUCAGUGGCAACAUAUAUUCAGUGCACCAAGCUGGUUUGAUUUAGAAAUGUAGCCAUCACCUUGUUCGUACGAGACUUUAAGAAUAAACAGUCUUCGGAUAUGCAUAACGCAAUUGUCAUGUUGGAAUCAUACCCGUCUUGUUCCGUGUUCCUUAUAGAACCAACAUACACUUUGCCCUGUUGUGCUACGAAAUAUCAGAAUACAGGUUAUGGUGGACUAAGGACUUAGAGUCAGAGUCUUCUGUAACACGUGUCUAUUGUGGAGAAGUCAUAUAUAUGCUCAGCAGUAAUAUUACCAACAGUCGGAUGGCUCAAUGUUUGCGUCUACAGUCGGAUGGCUCAAUGUUUGCGUCUACAGUCGGAUGGCUCAAUGUUUGCGUCUACAGUCGGAUGGCUCAAUGUUUGCGUCUACAGUCGGAUGGCUCAAUGUUUGCGUCUACAGUCGGAUGGCUCAAUGUUUUCGUCUACAAAGUUAAACAUUUUGGUUUUGUGACAUGUUCUGAAAACAAUAACACCACUGAAGGCAUUUAAAACAUUAUAAACACAGACUACUUUUGUAUUUCAGUUGCAAAUAUGUUCUUUUUCAACAAAAUUAAAUUAAUAUCAAAGUAUAAAGUUAUAUCAAAUUGUGUCUAUUUGUUUAAACAUUUGUUUACCUGAGGAAACAUCAAACACAACAUCAUAUCAAUGAAACAUAUACAUGUAUGCUGACAGUUAUAACGACGGUAUUAUAUGACUUUGAUGACACACUUAUUGAUAUUUCAAAGUCUUGUUAUCGAUUGUAGGUUAUCGCCCCGCUAGUACAGAAAGGUGCAAACUUAGAUAUUUACCAAAACGACUUUUUGGCAUAUUUCAACUAUGUACAACCAUGCAAUUUCAAUUGCAAUUUAUUCAUUUUCUAGUAGGUAACAUAUUUAAAUGCGAUAAUUGACUUUUAUUUAGUAAAAUUUCAAUCUUGUUGUGACCUUUAACUUCAGCAUAAUAUAGUUUCAUAUGCAUACAUGAUAGAAAAAUAAAUAUAUAUUGCAUGUAUUUGUAAUUAUUCAUAAACGAUAAGAUAAACUAGUAAUUCUAUAUUCAUCAUUGCCUGCUUAUUGUUGACUAUUUACUGUACGACUAUGCAUUGACUCCCUUGUACACACUCUUCUCUAUAUGUCAACAUUUGCCUUGACCUUCUGGACG
This is a messenger RNA of Mya arenaria, 2290 nucleotides long. RefSeq names its product ankycorbin-like. The record is from RefSeq and is a predicted model, not a curated record. The transcript has 5 exons. Lineage: Eukaryota; Metazoa; Mollusca; Bivalvia; Myida; Myidae. The coding region runs from base 116 to 1057 and encodes 313 amino acids. Gene Ontology annotation, cellular component: nucleus. Gene Ontology annotation, molecular function: transcription cis-regulatory region binding; protein binding. Gene Ontology annotation, biological process: positive regulation of transcription by RNA polymerase II.